UGGUCCAUUCAGUCCAGUUUGACUUUUCACCCUCUGGUUAAGCUAACGUGCUUGUUGUAAACAUUGAACGCGAUAUCCUCUCAAGACAGCUGCCCUUGAACUUUAGGACACCUUUCUCGUUGCGACAUGACAGGAAUAAAAACACAUGGACUUGAAGAUGUGGCGUCUUCCUUGACGAGCUUGUGAAAGUUGACUGAAAGUAACCAAGGAUGGCUGGGGUUUUCCACACCACACUGGCUCUGAGGACAGCUCUUAGGUAUCUGAGCCCCAGCUGCACACUCACAUCUGCAGCCACAGCUAGGCUUUUACCCCCGGGCUCCAGAAAACUGCUUCUCCCAGCCAGCUCAGUGCAGAGUGGAGUCUGCUCCCGGAGGCUGCAUGCCGGGGCAGGUGGGCCCACACCGUCCCCUGCUGCAGCCCCGGACAGGUUACCUUUCUCCAAAGUAACCCAGGAGGAUUUGGACUUUUUCAAGAAGGUACUACCAGGCAGAACCAUCACCGACCCGGACCUGCUGGAGGCUAACAAUGUGGACUGGCUUAAGUCAGUGAGAGGUUACAGUGAAGUGUUGUUGAGACCACAGACAACAGAGGAGGUGUCUCAAAUUCUCAGGUACUGUAACAGUCGUAACUUAGCCGUAAACCCUCAAGGGGGCAACACUGGGCUGGUGGGAGGCAGCGUGCCAGUCUAUGAUGAGAUCAUCCUCUCCACCGCUCUUAUGAACAACAUCCUUACCUUUGAUGGUGUCUCUGGUAUUCUGACAUGCCAGGCAGGUUGCAUCCUAGAGAACCUCUCCAACUACCUGGAGGAGAGAGACUACAUCAUGCCGCUGGACCUUGGGGCUAAAGGUAGUUGCCAAAUUGGGGGUAACGUGGCAACUAAUGCUGGUGGGCUCCGGCUGCUACGAUACGGAUCCUUACGAGGGACUGUGCUGGGUCUCGAAGUGGUGUUGGCAGAUGGGCAGGUGCUGGACUGCUUGGCCACUCUGCGGAAGGAUAACACAGGAUAUGACCUGAAGCAGCUCUUCAUCGGGUCUGAGGGCACACUGGGAGUCAUCACAGCGGUAUCCAUCCUUUGUCCACGGAAACCCAAAUCUGUCAACGUGGUCUUCCUAGGCUGUGAGACUUUUGAACAGCUGCUGCAGACAUUUAAGCUCUGCAGAGGCAUGCUGGGAGAAAUCCUGUCCGCCUUCGAAUUCCUGGACAGUGAAUGUAUGAGACUCCUGAAUACACACCUCAAACUACCCAAUCCAAUCACAGAUUGUCCAUUCUACGUUGUCAUAGAAACAGCUGGAUCUAAUCCAACCCAUGAUGAGGAGAAGCUGCACAACUUCCUGGAGGAGGCCAUGACAUCAUCACUAGUUACUGAUGGGACUGUGGCAACUGAGGACACCAAAAUCAAGGCUUUGUGGUCGAUGCGUGAGCGCGUCACAGAGUCUCUGACUCAUGACGGCUUCACCUACAAGUAUGACAUCUCCCUUCCUGUGGAGAGGAUCUACCAGCUGGUGACAGACAUGAGGGAGCACCUGGGGGACCGGGCCAAGAGUGUGGUGGGAUAUGGGCAUGUAGGCGACGGGAACCUUCACCUGAACAUCACCUCUCCUGCAAAAGACCCCGCGCUCCUGGCAGCCAUUGAGCCCUUUGUUUACGAAUGGACGGCCGGCUGCCAGGGCAGCAUCAGCGCCGAGCAUGGACUGGGCCUGAAGAAGAGGAACUACAUCUACUACAGUAAACCCAGCCAGGCUGUGGCUCUAAUGGGAAACAUCAAGGCCAUGUUGGACCCCAAGGGCAUCCUCAACCCUUAUAAAACCCUGCCAGAUAAUCUACGGUGACUGAUUUCCUUAGUCAUUCUUGUAGAUAUAUCCACAGCUCAUACAGGAAGUGUUGAGACUUGGAUGUUUUUGGCCACAACUCCAUUGACAUGACACCCCAGUUUUGCAGAGUAUAUUCCCAUUAUACUCUUAACAUGGAAUUGCAGAGCUGCCAAAUCACAGGCACAUAAGUACACCAUCUACCAUUCAAGCUACAAACACUGAGUGCCUUUAGUUCAUGCUGUCUUUCAGUGUUCAGGACAUUCAAAAAAAAGCUGUUGUUUCAUUGCCAUGUCUGUACCACGCAUUAUUUUCAGAAUGAUCUCUUGACAUUAUAGCCACUUGAACAGGCUCUGGACUGUAUGAAUCUAUGUGGAGCUGCUGCUGUAUCCAGUGAACUACCUCUGCUACUCCUGCAACUUGCACCGACAGGGUAGCCUGGUCCACUCUUUAGUCCAGUCCAUAUUUAAACUGUUAGAUCCUUAUCCUGUAUUGUGUAAAUGUAUACGAUUUUAUUCGUAGAAAUCUUUUCUUAGAUUAAAAAAAAAAACAGGAGACUGCCAAUCAUUAAGCAAGAGUGCAGUAAA
Myripristis murdjan (pinecone soldierfish) is the source of this 2395-nucleotide messenger RNA. RefSeq names its product D-2-hydroxyglutarate dehydrogenase (gene d2hgdh). Gene Ontology annotation, molecular function: catalytic activity; FAD binding. The coding region runs from base 210 to 1829 and encodes 539 amino acids. The record is from RefSeq and is a predicted model, not a curated record. Gene Ontology annotation, cellular component: mitochondrion. The transcript has 10 exons. NCBI's taxonomy places the organism in Eukaryota, Metazoa, Chordata, Actinopteri, Holocentriformes, Holocentridae.